AAUUAUAAGUUUAUAUUCGGUGUGUUCCAAAAGUAAAAUGACACAUUUUGCUUCGACUGUUUGAAUGACUGUAUUUGUUUCGGUUGUAAAGUUAUAUCACGCACGCACGCACGCACGCACGCACGCACUCACGCACGCACGCACGCACGCACACACGCACGCACACACGCACGCACACACACAAACAAAUAUACACACUUCUUUUCUCUCUCCAGAUGCUACAAGGGCUUUUCGUGGAGUCAAAGAAGAGGUUGAUCACAUGACUGCUGUGACGAGAUGUAACGACCUUGGUAUGACCUUGGCUGUCGUAGAUUCGGAAACGUCGUUGACGUCGAUGAAGGCUGUUGUGCCGGCCGAAGCCGGGGUCGAGUACUGGAUCGGACUCAAAUAUACAUCCGGGACCUUCUGGUGGGCAGACAACUCUGUGUUGACCUGGUCACGGUGGAUCAGGGGCGAGCCGAACAAAAUGGAUACGAACCAGCAGUGCGUCGCCACCAACAACGACGACGGCUACCUCUGGUACACCCGAGAAUGCACGAGACCGCACAACUACAUCUGCAGCAGAGACUUGGACAGCGAGUACUUUACAGAAAGGUUCCAUGAAGCUCCUGCAGUAGAUCCUGUGACGUCAUUUCCGGUUGUCAACCGGAUGCACUGUGUGGCCAGCUGUCGUCGCGACCCUGACUGCUACUUUGUGACCUUAAGGGUCAGUGAUGGGGUCAGCACGUGCGGCAUGUACCCAUUCAGCACAUUCCUGGCCGGUCUCACCACCUCGUCAAGUGACUCCUGGAUACCCGUGUACCUGUGACUGGAUACCCGAGUACCCGUGACUGGAUACCCGAGUACCCGUGACUGGAUACCCGUGUGCCCGUGACUGGAUGCCCGUGUACCCGUGAUUGGAUGCCCGAGUACCCGUGACUUGAUACCCGUGUACCCGUGACUGGAUGCCCGAGUACCUGUGACUGGAUACCCGUGUACCUGUGACUGGAUACCCGUGUACCCGUGACUGGAUGCCCGAGUACCCGUGACUUGAUACCCGUGUACCCGUGACUGGAUACCAGUGUACCUGUGAUUGGAUACCCGUGUACCUGUGAUUGGAUACUCGAGUACCCGUGACUGGAUGCCCGAGUACCCGUGACUGGAUACCCGUGUACCCGUGAAUGGAUGCCAGAGUACCCGUGACUGGAUACCCGUGUACCUGUGAUUGGAUACCCGUGUACCUGUGAUUGGAUACCCGAGUACCCGUGACUGGAUGCCCGAGUACCCGUGACUGGACACCCGUGUACCCGUGACUGGACACCCGUGUACCCGUGACUGGAUACCCGUGUACCCGUGACUGGAUACCCGUUUACCUGUGUUUGGAUACCCGUGUACCUGUGAUUGGAUACCCGAGUACCCGUGACUGGAUGCCCGAGUACCCGUGACUGGACACCUGUGUACCCGUGACUGGACACCCGUGUACCCGUGACUGGAUACCCGUGUACCUGUGAUUGGAUACCCGUGUACCUGUGAUUGGAUACCCGAGUACCCGUGACUGGAUGCCCGAGUACCCGUGACUGGACACCCGUGUACCCGUGACUGGACACCCGUGUACCUGUGAUUGGAUACCCGUGUACCUGUGAUUGGAUACCCGAGUACCCGUGACUGGAUGCCCGAGUACCCGUGACUGGAUACCCGAGUACCCGUGACUGGAUGCCCGAGUACCCGUGACUGGACACCCGUGUACCCGUGACUGGACACCCGUGUACCCGUGACUGGAUACCCGUGUACCCGUGACUGGAUACCCGUGUACCUGUGAUUGGAUACCCGUGUACCUGUGAUUGGAUACCCGAGUACCCGUGACUGGAUGCCCGAGUACCCGUGACUGGAUGCCCGAGUACCCGUGUACCCGUGACUGGACACCCGUGUACCCGUGACUGGAUAUCCGUGUACCUGUGAUUGGAUACCCGUGUACCUGCGAUUGGAUACCCGUGUACCCGUGACUGGAUGCCCGAGUACCCGUGACUGGACACCCGUGUACCCGUGACUGGAUACCCGUGUACCCGUGACUGGAUACCCGUGUACCUGUGAUUGGACACCAGUGUACCCGUGAUUGGAUACCCGUGUACCUAUGAUUGGAUACCCGAGUACCCGUGACUGGAUACCUGUGUACCUUUUGUGGUCGGAUGUAAGAUGUGACACUAUCCACUUUGUGUUCGACUAGGUAGCGAAACGAUGAAUCCUCUUUGUCAUGAUUUUUAAGUCACAUUCUAUGAUGUGGAUAGUAUACAAGCUUCGGGGUAUUGAUGGUAUUGGCAAAUUUAUAUAUUUUUUUGUUUUCUGAGAUCACCCUAGUAUAGAAAAAUGUCGUCGGAGUGAGCGAGUUGUGUUUUACGAAGCUUAAAUAAUCCUUUCCAUGCUUCAUAAUCUUGUUGCAUUGUUCUACCACCAGGUCAAAGAUAUCUCGUCCCAAAGGUUAAAUCUAAAAGGCCCAAAACAUAUAUUAUACCAGUAAGCGAAACACUUUUUAAUAUAUAUUGUCAACGUCUCGAUUAUUUGCCGAAACAAUUCAACUGAGCGUAAAAGGCAAAACAGUUGUGAAAAUUAUAUUAAUUGAUCACUGAAAAUCAGUCAUGACACCAGGUUUUGGCGAAAAGGGUAAGCAUGUCCUGCUCUACCGG
Messenger RNA from Haliotis rufescens (red abalone), 2660 nucleotides. RefSeq lists its product as uncharacterized. NCBI's taxonomy places the organism in Eukaryota, Metazoa, Mollusca, Gastropoda, Lepetellida, Haliotidae. The transcript has 3 exons. The coding region runs from base 65 to 808 and encodes 247 amino acids. The record is from RefSeq and is a predicted model, not a curated record.